Messenger RNA from Sphaerulina musiva SO2202, 1203 nucleotides. RefSeq names its product Abhydrolase_3-domain-containing protein. Gene Ontology annotation, cellular component: cytosol. Lineage: Eukaryota; Fungi; Ascomycota; Dothideomycetes; Mycosphaerellales; Mycosphaerellaceae. The transcript is spliced from 3 exons. Gene Ontology annotation, biological process: triglyceride catabolic process. Gene Ontology annotation, molecular function: sterol ester esterase activity; triacylglycerol lipase activity. Bases 1 to 1203 code for a protein of 400 amino acids. The record is from RefSeq and is a predicted model, not a curated record.
AUGGAUAAUGCCCAAUACCAUCCUCAUCCUCCUCACUCAAACACCUACGCCAACACCACCCCACCAGCCGAACCCACCAACAACAACCUCCUAAUCUACCAACCCCUCCAUCCCACCAUGCGAACCCUCUUAGAUCCCGAAUACAUCGCCUUCCACGACUCUUGCAUUCAAUAUCUCGUCCCCGACGAACACCUUCAUUCUUGGAAUUCUCCUUCUAGAUCAUCUCCGCUCUCGACAUUAUCCGAAGGAGGAGGUGGUGGAAAUGGAAAUGGAAACGGACCAUGCCGAGUCGGAUUAGUAAGGGAUGUGCAGUUGGAAAGAUGUCGUGUGAGGAUUUUUGUACCGGCGGGAUCGAAUUGUAGUAGUACCGGCGGUGGUGGUGGCGGUGGCGAGCAGGGGGUGGUGGUGCCGGGAAAGUAUCCUGUGUUGUAUUGGUUACAUGGAGGAGGGUGGGUGACGGGUGGGUUGGAUAGUGAGAAUGAUUUUUUGAUGUAUCUUUGUCAAACUUCACAGUGUAUUGUCGUGACAAUCGACUAUCGACUCGCGCCAGAAUUUCCCUAUCCGAACGCUGCAGAAGACGCCGUAGAAGCGCUCGUAUGGCUGUUGAAAGAAGCGCCGAAAUACUAUGCCAUGGAUCUGGAAAGAGUGGCCAUAGGGGGAACAUGCGCUGGAGGAAAUCUAGCAGCGGUGCUAGUCCUGGAAGCAGCCUGCCUAUUCCCCUCAUUCAAGCCCGUCCUCAUGCUCCUCAUCGUACCCGUCAUCGAUAACACCGCCCUGCCCGGUGAAGGAUGGUAUAAUCUCCACUCGCCCUGGCUGACGCCCGCCAGAAUGCUGUGGUAUCGGAGAAUGUAUUUGCCCCAUGGAAACGGUCGAGACGAGAGAUACCCCGAACGAGAGAAUUGGCAGACAUCGCCCAACUUGGCACCGAGCAAGAUCCUCUCCAGGUGUCCGCCCACCUGGCUCGCGGUGGCCGAGUACGAUUUGCUCGCGACUGAAGCGUUGGCGUUUUCGAGCCAGUUGAGGGCGUCCGGAGUGCAAACUACGGUGAAAGUGUAUCCGGGCUCGACGCAUGCGAUACUCGCUCUGAGUGGAGUGUUGAGUAAGGGGCGGGAGCUCAUGCUCGAUGCUGCACAGGCAUUGAAUAGCGCAUUCUGGCCGAUACGGAUGGAUCCUCUGCUCGGGUGGACAUUGUGUAGUAGCUGA